Messenger RNA from Hyla sarda, 3363 nucleotides. It is a transcript of the gene PPAN, whose product is annotated as peter pan homolog. Lineage: Eukaryota; Metazoa; Chordata; Amphibia; Anura; Hylidae. Gene Ontology annotation, biological process: rRNA processing; ribosomal large subunit assembly. Gene Ontology annotation, molecular function: rRNA binding. The transcript has 12 exons. Gene Ontology annotation, cellular component: preribosome, large subunit precursor. Bases 136 to 1833 code for a protein of 565 amino acids. The record is from RefSeq and is a predicted model, not a curated record.
AAUCCUCACUAGCUUCCCCGGAACUAUCAGCACGGUGGCCUUGUUUCCCUGCAGUGGGACGGCGGAACCGGAAGUGUUUGAACUGUUCUACCACGUGUGUACAGGAGGAGCAGCCGGGGGAGAGCAGAGCGCAGCAUGGGGAAGAAGACUAAGAACCAGAAGAAACUCAAAGCGAACGCCGUUCACAAUGCCGAGGAGGACUACACCGGCGUCCCGCACUCCUUCGUCUUCCAUCGCGGGCAGAUCGGGAAGAACGUGCAGCAGCUGAUCCAGGAUGUGAGGAGAGCGAUGGAGCCGUUCACUGCCUCCUCUCUCAAGGUUCGUAAGAAUAACAGCCUUAAAGAUUUUGUCGCGGUGGCCGGUCCGCUCGGAGUUACCCACUUUCUGAUCUUCAGCAAAACGGAGACAAACGUCAACUUUAAAUUUGUCCGUUUGCCGAGAGGCCCCACGCUGCACUUCAGAGUGACUCAGUAUUCUCUGGUGAAGGACGUGGUCUCCUCCCUGAAGAAGCAUCGGAUGCACGAACAGCAGUUCACCUUCCCUCCGCUACUGGUUCUCAACAAUUUCGGAACACAGGGAAUGCAUGUGAAAGUCAUGGCCACCAUGUUCCAGAACAUGUUCCCCUCCAUCAAUGUGCACAAGGUGAACCUGAACACCAUUCGCAGAUGUAUCCUCAUCAACUACAACUCAGACUCGGAGCUGCUGGAGUUUAGACAUUACAGUGUGAAGGUGGUCCCAGUAGGAAUGAGCAAAGGGAUGAAGAAACUUCUCCAGGAGAAAUUCCCCAACAUGAGCCGCUGGGAGGACAUCAGCGAAUUACUGGUCAAAGGAGCCAACCUGUCAGAGAGCGAGGCCGAGCAGGACGGAGAACACAACAUCACAGAGCUGCCCCAGAUAUAUGCCGGACGUGGCAACAUGAAGGCCCAGCAGAGUGCCGUGCGUCUGACAGAGAUCGGUCCUCGGAUGACUCUCCAGUUGGUGAAGAUUGAGGAGGGAAUAAAUGACGGCAAAGUCUUACACCACACGUUUGUCCAGAAGACAGAGGAAGAGAUUAAGGCCAUGUUGGAUCGUAGAGAGAAGAAGCUGAAACUGAAGAGCGAGCGGAAGAAGAAACAGGAGCAGGAUGUCCAGCGCAAGACGGAGAUGAAAGAGGAUAAUAAGAAGCGCAGUUUGGCUGGAAUGAAAAGGAAACAACCAGAGGAUGGAGAAGAUGACGAUGAAGUGGAGGACCCUGGAGCACAAGAUCCGGCAGAAGUAUCUGAUGAUGACGAUGCCGAGUAUUACAGGCAGUCGGUCGGGGAGGAACCAGAUAAAGAUCUCUUACUUCAUGGCAGAAGGAAAUCCUUCGCACCAAGACAGAGGUCCGGACCUCCCCAAAAGAAGUUUAAAAAAUCGAAGGUGAAUCGGAGUGAGGAGUCCCCAUCCUCCAGUGGACAUCACAAAGCAAAAUUCCCCUUACACAAAGGAGCGAAGAGCCCCAAAGGACAAUCCUUCAGUCCUGGUAAAAAAGGACAAAGACCCUUUAAAAGCCCUGAGGGGGGAUUCCCAAAUAAACGGCCCAUUGGGAAGGGGAAGAAGCAACAGAUGGGAUCCAAGAAGCCCAGAGCGUUUGACUCGAAAGACGCCAAGAUGGGGAAAAAGGGCAAGUUUACUGGAGGACCUAAAACAGGGGGCAGAAAGGGCAAGUUUACUGGAGGACCUAAAACAGGGGGCAAAAAGGGCAAGUUUACUGGAGGACCUAAAACAGGGGGCAAAAAGGGCAAGUAUACUGGAGGACACAAAACGGGGGGUCCGAAGGGGAAAGCCUUCAGACAAAAGAAAAAGUCAUCAUGAGAGACGCCGCCAUGAAUGUCUCCUGUAAAUACUGUAUGUGUGAAGCUGCGUUGUACCAGGGUGCCUACAAAUAAAAUAUUUUUACCAUCCUCCUUGCCAACAGUCCCCAAGUCGGACUCAGAAGGGAUGGGAUUUUUGGCCUUGGGACAAUAUUGGUCUGAUCUGACAAUAUUUGCAAUGUACACACCUGAUAGAAUAUGAUUACAUCAUCAGAUACUACAUGUACCAAUAUAUAAUCUAGUGGUCAGGAUUAGUAGUGCAUGCUGGUAUUACCAUCGUAGUGAUAUGCUGGCCUUUUAUGCCCCUGAGUGCUGAUACCGGGCACAUCGCUCAUAUACUGUAAAUGUAUGCAUGCGGUGGUGGCAGAUUGCCAGGAGAUGAUGGUGCAGCAGUAGGCAUCUCAUUAGCGCCUCUGGUUCAUUUGAAGAGCUUAUCCAGGAUUAGAAAAGCAUAGCUGUCGUGUUUUUCCCGUUUUUAAAGGGGCUGUCCAGCAAAAAAAACAACCUGUGUAUGGGUUAAAGUAUAGUGAAGCAAUUUACUCAUAUGUAAUGUUAUUAGCCAUGCUGCACGGAUCUUCCCUCCUGAGCUGAGCUGUCUCGUUUCUAGCAGUUAAAGCGCUUCACAUUCUCUGAAAGUACAGCUUUUGUCCCUGCUCAUUAGAUUAAGGCAGCAGGAAGCCUUUCUCAGAUAAGACAACAGUAAUCCUGUUCGAAGGGAAACUACUAUGACUGAGCAAAGCCUCAUUCUGCCAUAUAUCGAAUGCGCAGUAAUAUGAGCUCCCCCUUUUCUUAUCAUUGGUCUCCUUCCGAGCAGACAGGAGGGGAGGGAGAAGCAGGGAUGGGAGAUUUACAUUCAGAGUGAUGUAAUAUCACAGCUACAAGCCAGAUAAACUCCCCCCUACUGAAAAGAAUGAUACCACUAAAAAAAUUGACAGUAUGAAAAAAAAAUACACAAAAAUACAGCUCUUAGAAAAUGCCACAAACAAGAUUUUUUAAUAUUUAAUUUUUUAUAUUUAAUAAACAAGGUAUCGUCAUAAUCCUACCAACUUGCAGAAUAAAAUUACCAUGUCAUUUUGAUAUGAGUAUUUUUUUUUUUUUUUUUAAUGGUGUUCACCAUUAAAAUAAAUAAAAAAAUACCCAUACCAAAAUUGCUGCUUUUUGGUAACCCUGCCUCACUAAAAAUGUAAUAAGUGAUCAAAAUGUUAGACGUACUUCAAAAUAAUACCGUUGAAUACUGCUACUUAUCCUGCAAAAAAAAGCCCUCACACAGCCCCAUUGGUGAAAAAAAAAAAAUAAUAAUAAUAAUAAAAAAGUUACAGCUCUAAGAAUAUGGUGACACUAGAAUUUAAUUUAAUUUUUUUUUAAAAUAAUUUUGGUGAUGCAAAUGUGAUAAACCAUAAAAAAGACAUAAAUUAGGUAUCGCCAUAAUCAUACCAAAUGGCAGACUAAAAAUAUGUAAUUUAUACUGCAUGAAGAAUAACAGUAAAAAAUGUAAUAAAAAAAUUGGCAGAACCGAUUUUUUUAUUUUUUA